Molecule: messenger RNA, 1194 nt
Organism: Lactuca virosa
Lineage: Eukaryota; Viridiplantae; Streptophyta; Magnoliopsida; Asterales; Asteraceae
Source: the annotation of a GenBank genome assembly
AUGAAGGUACGUGAACACUCACAUCCACUAAAGCUCAUUGAUUUGCAACUACAAUAUGAAGAAGAAGAGGAGGAUGAAGAAGAAGAUGAGGGUGGUUAUCCGAUUACAAAAAAAGUGGGCUUUGGAGGUGUCACAUGUUGGACGUGUAGGGAAGAAAUCCAUAUGUACCACAGGUACUACUACAAAUGUAUUAUGGCUAUUGGAGAUUCAUCAUCAUCAUCAUCAUCAUCAUGUAAUUAUUUCUCACAUCACAAAUUCUGUGGUGAGCUCCCAUCAAGGUUAGAACACCCAUCACAUACUCUUCACCUGCUACGAUUUCCAUAUUCACUUGCAGAUUCAUAUCGUUGGGUAUGCAAUUUUUGUAAGAGAAAUAACAAGCCUGGAGAACUAUUAUACCAAUGUGUUAUAUGUGAUUUCCACAUUGAUCUCAAGUGUGUUGUGGAAGUAGGAAAAAAUGUGAUCCAUCAUCCAUGCCACCCUCACUCGCUCAUGUGUAAAAUCACAGAACCCAUUUUGUGUUGCUGCAAGGCUUGUGGGAAAAGACAUGAAGGGAUCUUCUUUCAAUGUACCAUUUGUACUAACUUCACAAUACAUUGUGAAUGUGCUUUCCUACCAGAAAAAUUGUUCAUCCAAGAAAGAACACCAAAUCAUUCUAUUUAUCAUAUCCAUCGCCUCACCAUUUCAUAUUCCUUCCCCUUGAAAGAUCAAAAAGCUAAACAUUUUCCCAGAUGCAGAGUAUGUGGUGGUGAUUUUGUAGGUAAGGAUGAUCUUUGGAUUUACAAAUGCGAUAAAUGUCUCUACUAUGCCCAUCUGGAUUGCGUAAGAAUGCCCCCUCCAACUGCCGGUUUUGGCAAAACCAUUAAAAAUUAUGAAGAUGUUAACCAUCCUGGUCUUCUCCAUCUCCCAUUCCCUGAUGAAACAUACAGCCUACCAAAACACUACUUGUUUUUCCAACAAACCACUACUGAUCAUCAUCAUCAUCAUAAGAUUAAGGUAGAUGAUCGCCUAACACACAAGAGUCAUCAACACCCUCUGAUUCUAGUUGAUCAUGGGCAAACCUCCUCCUCCUCCUCCUCCUCCUCAAAUUAUUUGUUAUUAAUAAAGUGUCAUGACCCAAUGAAAAAGACCCAACUGCUAUGCAACGGAUGUCUCAGACCAAUCAUGUCCACCAUGCCUUUUUACAAAUGCCCUUAA